Lathyrus oleraceus (garden pea) is the source of this 1013-nucleotide messenger RNA. RefSeq names its product nodulin-related protein 1. NCBI's taxonomy places the organism in Eukaryota, Viridiplantae, Streptophyta, Magnoliopsida, Fabales, Fabaceae. The transcript has a single exon. The record is from RefSeq and is a predicted model, not a curated record. Gene Ontology annotation, biological process: response to heat; regulation of abscisic acid biosynthetic process. Bases 209 to 637 code for a protein of 142 amino acids.
ACAGUGUUUCAAAGGACACGUAUUUCCCAUUGUAUUCCCACUGUAUUUAACGAUAAGGUAGACGCCAUUAACAUCUUCAACCAUAAUUUCCAUAGAUAUUUUUCCUGAAAAAAAAUCACCCUGAGUUUAUCAAUAAUCGAAAACCUGUUAAAAUCUUCAAAUCUUGCAGAAUCCAACUCCUGUAAAUUGAAUUAUCAUCAAAGCGGUAAUGGCUUCUUCGGAAUCUCACAACACCACAGGGAGCGGAGAAGGGAAGAAGCAUUCAACGAGCGAGCUUAUGGCAAGCGCAAAACUGGUAGCAGAGGCAGCACAGUCAGGUUUCGGGCCAGGACCUGAUGGGAAGGCGGUGGACAAAGGGAAGGUGGCUGAUGCAGCUGGAGAUCUUCUAGAUGCAAUUGGUGAUUAUGCCAAAUUGGAUGAUCAGAAAGGGUUAGGACAGUACGUUGAUAAGGCUGCUGAUUAUCUUCAUCACUAUCAUCCCACCACCGCCGCCGCUGCAACUGCUGAUCAUCCAACUUCCAAACCGGAUCACCACAAAAGCGAUGAUACUGCCAAAACCGACGGUGGAGAAUCAGGUGGACAUGGCCAUGGCCUUGGUGAUUUUGCAAAGGCUGCAGGAGGUUUCUUUCAUAAAUGAAAAGAAAUAUCAUUGAUUUAGACUCCGCAUAUUGUAUUGAUCCGUAAAAGAGACUAUGUUUGAACCAAGGUCCUUCCCAGUUUGUGUAUGUUUUAACUAAUUCUGUUGUAUGUAAUUAUUCAAUCAUGUUUCCUUUCUUGUAUUUAAUUUAGUCUCUUUUGGCUACAUGUAAUUUCGUUCCUGUCUAGCAUGACACUUUGUUCUUGUGUCCUGUUUCCUGUUUAGUAACAUAACAACUUCAUUAGACAGUUAUUAUGGUUAUGACUAGUGGCUUCCUAGUUGAAAGUUGGAAUUCAGAGAUUUAUGUCACGAAUAAUAUGUUAGAUUUGAGAUUUCAUUUUUAUGAUAACUUCAUCCAUUCUUUUUGUCUGUUUAA